AACUAUAACCGUACCACUCUUCUACGAUACACUCGUGUCUACCUCUUAUAUCUAGUCGGGUGCACAAUAUUUGCGGAUUCCACAGAUGGUACAGUUCCUAUAAUCUAUUUACAACAUUUUGAGGAUAUCGAAGUAGCUGGUCAGUAUGCAUGGGCUGCAGCUGCAUUAGCAUUUUUUUUUCGAGCCUUGUCAAAAGUUGUUUAUACUGAUCAUCAACACCUAAGUAGAACAACCACUCUUUUGCUGUGUUGGGCGUAUGAGCAUUUCAAAUUGUUGUGCCCAAUUUCAAAAGAAAUAUGGGUUGGGCUACCUAGAUCCCUUAGGUGGACCCCUUUUAGAGAAUGGAAUAACACUCGCAACUUCGGUUUCAUGGGGCGACAAGAGCUUGAUAAUGCACGGAUAAAUGAUGUCAUAUGGACCCCAUACGAUGAUUAUCCUGACAUAGGAGAUGAAACUGCAGAGGACAGAGAGUAUGGGCUUCAUGUCUUUGAGACUGCUUUGUAUCGCACAUACCUCAUAGAUGGACACAUCUGUGAGGGGUAUAUGUCAGAUUAUGUGCUCCAGCAAUUUAGACUUCACCAUGGGAUAUCGGCAGAUCUCUUGCAGUGGGAGAGGAGGGAGAAAAGGGAGAGAAGGGAGAAGAAAUAUGACAAUUGGGGAUAUGAGCUUAGAUAUGAAAUCGAUAUGUGGAUGAACCACUUAGAUUAUUUUUGUCAGGCAGAUAAAGAUAUGUGCACUGGGAAGCUGACACAAUAAUACAUCGAGUGGUACAAAUUAAGGACCAGCCCUUGAUCUAUAAUCCAUUUAAAAAACGUCCCUUCAAAUAUGCACCUCGAGGUUAUAAUGAUGAAGAUAGAAUGAUAAUAAUUUACUUUCAUAUUUCAUAUAAUUUGAUGCAAUUUAAAAGUCUCAAUAAUCUAAUUUUAUAUUUGAUAUGACUUGAUGCAACCUAGGGACAUCAGCCAUGGAAUUGAACUUCUACGUGAAUGUUGGAAUUCAAGAAAUUGGGACCUAGCUGAGGAAGCAUUACAGAUACUUAAAAUAUAUGACCUAGAAGUUAUAGGGAAAGAAGCAUCUAAAGAGUUAGAGUUAGAUAAUGAGAUGGAUGACAACGUGUCAGUAUGACAUCCUUCUCGACUAGAUGAGGGUCAAGUAAUACAUAACUCAUCCCCACUCCGUUUCAACCAGAAGAGCCCAAAUGGCAGUUGUGUCCUCGUAUUGCAAGAAGGGAGGAGAGCAGCUCACAGUAUCAGAGCAGCUUUAAUACAAAGAACCUGAUUCCACAGUGGGCUGAGAAGCUGCCAAUACGACGAAAGCGUUUAUGAUGUGUACUUAGCUAGAUGCUUGGUUGAAUGCAUGGUUGUAAAUAAGCCAGUAGUGCUUAAACUGUAUAAGCGGUCAUUAGUGCCUAUAUUGUUUUAUGUACAUGGCUUUGUAUGUGACUUGCUUUGUAUGUCAAUUGGUUUGUAUGUGAAUUGCUUUGUAUGUCAAUUGGUUUGUAUGUGAA
This is a messenger RNA of Amborella trichopoda, 1507 nucleotides long. NCBI's taxonomy places the organism in Eukaryota, Viridiplantae, Streptophyta, Magnoliopsida, Amborellales, Amborellaceae. The record is from RefSeq and is a predicted model, not a curated record.